Messenger RNA from Xyrauchen texanus (razorback sucker), 3333 nucleotides. Its product is annotated as mothers against decapentaplegic homolog 4-like. The record is from RefSeq and is a predicted model, not a curated record. NCBI's taxonomy places the organism in Eukaryota, Metazoa, Chordata, Actinopteri, Cypriniformes, Catostomidae. Gene Ontology annotation, molecular function: I-SMAD binding; RNA polymerase II cis-regulatory region sequence-specific DNA binding; DNA-binding transcription factor activity, RNA polymerase II-specific. The transcript is spliced from 12 exons. Bases 425 to 2068 code for a protein of 547 amino acids. Gene Ontology annotation, cellular component: heteromeric SMAD protein complex. Gene Ontology annotation, biological process: anatomical structure morphogenesis; regulation of transcription by RNA polymerase II; transforming growth factor beta receptor signaling pathway.
UCAGUGGAGGGCGCAUGCGCCGAGCUCCAUAUUGCGCAGUUGAGCGUGAGAAUCAUCGUUUGUUUAUUACUGUCUCUCAUCGCGACUUUAAUCGCAUUCUUGUUAAUAACAUAUCUUACUCUUCUCACUGUUUGUCAGUGUUAUCGCUCAAAUGCACAACUCUUCGUGUCUUCUGCCUCUUUAAAUUGUUUAAAAUAUCCGUUUAAUCGUUAGUGUCCCGCGCGUUAGCCGCUAAAAAGUCACUCCAGAAAACUAGAAUUUGGACAAAUACAGAGAAAUUGAUCAACAGGAGACAAAACAGGGGACGGUGUGAAUGGACCCUAUACAGACGACAGUGUGUUAAUGCUGAACUCUUCUGAUAGGUUGCUUAAACACGUUUGAAACGACACACGGUCGCCUCUCAGAGGCCGAUAAUCAGCGCACGAUGUCCAUUACAAACACACCGACCAGUAACGAUGCCUGUUUGAGCAUCGUCCACAGUCUGAUGUGCCACAGACAGGGCGGCGAGAGCGAGACGUUCGCUAAACGGGCUAUCGAGAGUCUGGUGAAGAAACUGAAGGAGAAGAAAGACGAGCUGGAUUCUCUCAUCACGGCCAUCACCACUAACGGAGCUCAUCCCAGCAAAUGCGUCACCAUACAGCGCACGCUAGACGGACGACUGCAGGUGGCCGGGCGUAAAGGGUUUCCUCAUGUCAUUUACGCACGGUUAUGGCGAUGGCCAGACCUUCAUAAGAACGAGCUGAAACAUGUCAAGUACUGCCAGUUUGCCUUUGACCUGAAAUGUGACAGCGUGUGCGUGAACCCCUACCACUACGAGCGGGUGGUGUCUCCAGGAAUCGACUUAUCUGGACUUACGCUGUCAUGCUCUGGUCCGCCAUCCCUGAUGGUAAAGGACGAGUAUGAUUAUGACGGUCAGCAGUCUCUGCCGAGCACUGAGGGUCACAUGCAGACGAUUCAACACCCUCCGUCCAGACCGUUGACCCAAGAGCCCUUCAACACCCCAGCGAUGCUGCCGCCAGCAGAGGGCAGCACAUCAGCCUCCACGUCUGCCUUCUCCAAUGUCGCCGUGGGAUCCACAACUCAGUCCAGUAGUGUUCUCUCAGGAACUCAUAGCACUGACGGUCUUCUGCAGAUAUCUUCAGGCCCAGCUCAGGGCUCACAGCAGAAUGGUUUCCCCCCAGGCCAGACUGCCACAUACCAUCACAAUGCCACCUCCACCUGGACGAGGAACAGUAACUUCACCCCUAGUGUGCCUUAUCAUCAGAACGGUCAUCUUCAGCAUCAUCCACCCAUGGCCCAUCCAGCACACUACUGGCCUGUUCACAAUGAAAUAGCAUUUCAGCCACCGAUAUCCAACCACCCUGUUCCUGAGUACUGGUGCUCCAUCGCUUAUUUUGAGAUGGACGUUCAGGUGGGCGAGACCUUUAAGGUUCCCUCCUCCUGUCCAGUCGUCACUGUGGACGGGUAUGUGGACCCCUCUGGAGGAGAUCGGUUCUGCCUCGGUCAGCUGAGUAAUGUCCACAGAACGGAGGCCAUUGAGAGGGCACGGCUCCACAUUGGGAAAGGUGUCCAGCUGGAGUGUAAGGGUGAGGGAGACGUGUGGGUUCGUUGUCUCAGCGAUCACGCCGUCUUUGUCCAGAGCUACUAUUUGGACCGGGAGGCCGGACGUGCUCCCGGCGAUGCUGUACACAAGAUUUACCCCAGUGCGUACAUCAAGGUGUUUGAUUUGCGUCAGUGUCACAGACAGAUGCAACAGCAGGCGGCUACAGCGCAGGCGGCGGCUGCAGCGCAGGCAGCAGCGGUCGCAGGAAACAUCCCCGGCCCGGGAUCUGUGGGAGGAAUCGCACCUGCAAUCAGUUUGUCUGCGGCCGCUGGGAUCGGCGUGGAUGACCUCCGCCGCCUCUGCAUCCUGCGUAUGAGUUUCGUCAAGGGCUGGGGUCCAGAUUACCCACGGCAGAGCAUUAAAGAGACGCCCUGCUGGAUUGAGAUUCACUUGCACCGUGCACUGCAGCUACUGGAUGAAGUUCUGCACACCAUGCCCAUCGCCGACCCGACACCGUUAGACUGAGACUGGCACAGACACCGGACCGAGUAUUCCAAUGGCACGGCCGUGAAUAAAUGCAGAGACCAGCACAAGCUGACCUUUUACUGUGUGAAAGGUGUCGAUGUAACCCAAGAUAUAUUCAGCAUAUGGAGAUGAUGGACAGGUCCUGCAUUAUUGCUGGUUCUCAUUGAAAAAUGUCUUUUGUAUUUGUUCUUAUAACAUUUAACAUCUUUUAACCCCCCCCAGUUACACGGAGUGAUGUUGCGUUGGCUACAGCAAGCAUCAAAUAUUUCAUCUUGUAUUUCAGGACAAAAAAACAGAUAAAAACACUGAUUGAGUUUUGCAGUGUCGUUGCAAAUUCAGACGUCUGAAGCGUUAAAAAAAAAGUGUUUUGCAUGAAGCAGUUUGAGAAAUGUGUUGCGUGCAUGCUGCCGUUCAGUCUACAAGAGACGGCUAUCUGAAAUCGUUUCCUAGCGUGCACUAUUUUUACAUUUUAACCCUGAAAGAUCGCUGACCAGAUGUCUAAAGGGUGUCGUCAUCAAUCUGAUGCGGCGACGGAUGACAUGGGAUUCCUGGUCUGACUUCGUGUGCUGGACUAGUGAAGUGUUUUUACUUCUAAAACUCUUCGUUUUUAGCCAUCGUCUUAAUGCAAUGCUAACCCAGGAGUCUCGCGGCUGUCGGUUCAUACGGUGCAUUUGAAGCAUUAAAAGAUGCCGUUGUGCUCCGUAGUUUGGACGUAUGAUGCCUCGACUAAUCUAUACCUAACAAAUCAUGUAGCAUUUCAGGUUUUGGUUGCAGUGUUUGGGCUGUGGGUUCAAAGGGUUUCAAGACAGUUGUUUUAGCGUUGUAUUGCACGUUCAUAAUGAAACAUUUGUUUUCUUUUAAUGGGUUUUCACUAGCAGUAAAUUGGCUAGUUAAUCUAAUCAUUUGUAAGCUUCCCACAUCCUGUUAACCAUCACAGCGAGACGUGUAACCGUUAGUCUAAAUUCAUACAUGCAUAAGCUAAUGCGUUUUCAUUUAGCCGAGUACUAUAAUAACAAAUGUGGAAUUUAUUUUCUUGCAGCCUGUCAAUAAAAAUGUUCUGCACCUCUCAAAACUUGUUUAACCCUUUGAGCUCUGAAGGGGUUUUUCAAUAUUUCCUGUUUCAGUGGUGUACCCGAAAUUAAAGGCUUAAAACUCAAGAAUAAUCAUGAUAUAAUGAUAUGUUAAUGAUAUAGAUUGAUACAUUCUGAGACUGUCAGCCUAAGAAACUGCUGAAAAAUUACAUUAAAAAUUGACUUUUUUUCUGA